CAAUAUAGAUACUCCAAAAGAUGAAAUUCAGGAAGAGGUUUCAGAAGCCGCUGACGAGAAGAAUUGUUUGAUAGAUGAUAAUUCAAUUAACGAGUCAAGAAAUGAAGGUAUUUUUCUCAAUCGAGAUUGUAGACGAAGGGAGUAUAAGUUUUGCAAGGGCAGUACGUUUAUGGGAGUUAAAAUGGGACGACGAAAAAGUCACGAUUGUUUUGCCAAUAUAGAUACUCCAACAGAUGAAAUUCAGGAAGAGGUUCCAGAAGCCAUUGACGAGAAGAAUAGUUUGAUGGGUGAUAAUUCAAUUAACGAGUCAAGAAAUGAAGGUAUUUUUCUCAAUCGAGAUUGUAGACGAAGGGAGUAUAAGUUUUGCAAGGGCAGUACGUUUAUGGGAGUUAAAAUGGGACGACGAAAAAGUCACGAUUGUUUUGCCAAUAUAGAUACUCCAACAGAUGAAAUUCAGGAAGAGGUUCCAGAAGCCAUUGACGAGAAGAAUAGUUUGAUGGGUGAUAAUUCAAUUAACGAGUCAAGAAAUGAAGGUAUUUUUCUCAAUCGAGAUUGUAGACGAAGGGAGUAUAAGUUUUGCAAGGGCAGUACGUUUAUGGGAGUUAAAAUGGGACGACGAAAAAGUCACGAUUGUUUUGCCAAUAUAGAUACUCCAACAGAUGAAAUUCAGGAAGAGGUUCCAGAAGCCAUUGACGAGAAGAAUAGUUUGAUGGGUGAUAAUUCAAUUAACGAGUCAAGAAAUGAAGGUAUUUUUCUCAAUCGAGAUUGUAGAGGAAGGGAGUAAGUUUUGCAAGGGCAGUACGAUUUUGGGAGUUGAAAUGGGACGACGAAAAAGUCACGAUUGUUUUGCCAAUAUAGAUACUCCAACAAAUGAAAAUCAGGAAGAGGUUCAAGAAGCCGCUGACGAGAAGAAUAGUUUGAUAGAAAAUAAUUCAAUUACCGAGUCAAGAAAAGAAGGUAUUUUUCUCAAUCGAGAUUGUAGAGGAAGGGAGUAAGUUUUGCAAGGGCAGUACGAUUUUGGGAGUUGAAAUGGGACGACGAAAAAGUCACGAUUGUUUUGCCAAUAUAGAUACUCCAACAAAUGAAAAUCAGGAAGAGGUUCAAGAAGCCGCUGACGAGAAGAAUAGUUUGAUAGAAAAUAAUUCAAUUACCGAGUCAAGAAAAGAAGGUAUUUUUCUCAAUCGAGAUUGUAGAGGAAGGGAGUAAGUUUUGCAAGGGCAGUACGAUUUUGGGAGUUGAAAUGGGACGACGAAAAAGUCACGAUUGUUUUGCCAAUAUAGAUACUCCAACAAAUGAAAAUCAGGAAGAGGUUCAAGAAGCCGCUGACGAGAAGAAUAGUUUGAUAGAAAAUAAUUCAAUUACCGAGUCAAGAAAAGAAGGUAUUUUUCUCAAUCGAGAUUGUAGAGGAAGGGAGUAAGUUUUGCAAGGGCAGUACGAUUUUGGGAGUUGAAAUGGGACGACGAAAAAGUCACGAUUGUUUUGCCAAUAUAGAUACUCCAACUGAUGAAAAUCAGGAAGAGGUUCCAGAAGACGCUGACGAGAAGAAUGGUUUGAUAGAUGAUAAUUCAAUUAACGAGUCAGGAAAUGAAGGUAUUUUUCUCAAUCAAGACAAUAGAGAAAGGGAAAUAAUUUAUUAUAGAUUUUGACGCGAAAAUAUAUUGAUCAGAAACUCGUUUUAAGGAGGCUCGAUCUUUACAGUUUCGUUCGAUGCCAUUUUCAAAUCGUACUUAUAGCUGAAAUUCAAAAAGUACGUUAUUAAAUAUGGUUUUCACCUAUUAACAUUUACCAGUGGCCUUUGAAAACAGUGAUAUAUAAUAAAUGAAAACAGUGAUAUAUAAUAAAUGUCACUUAAUUAAUUAAAAUAUGUCACAACUUAAGUCUUGAAGUUAUGAAAUACCGGAAAUCUUCAAUGGUAUAUAUACAGUAGCUCUUUUCAUUAGUUUAACUUACAAAUCAUCUGGUUCUAAUUGAUUUUUAUGAGUACGUUGUUUCACUGUGCAUCAAACGGCAAGUAUUUUAAUGUACGUUUGAAACUGAUUUUAACAACAAAUGCAAAUUUAAGAAAGGUUUCUUAAUUCAAAUCAUAAAAUCAAAUAUUUUUGAUUUUUACGAUGUUGGAUAUAUUUUCCAAUCAUGCACUAUUUUCAUCUCAAACAGAAAAACUUAUUUCAAAAUACCCAUUGUAAUAUUUAAAAAAACUCCUUCGCUGCAAGCUCGCGUGUUUUCACUGAAGUGAGAGCGAAGCAUUCCCAGAAAAAGGAUCCCCAUAUUUCAAAAUCUGACUAUAUAGUCUAUUAAGUUUUAUAUAACACCUCAUUAAAUUCUGGUCAUUUAAUUGCUGAUGAUCACAUGAUAUGGAAUUAAAAUUCCCAAUUUGCUACCGUGCAAUAGUACUGACUGAGUUGUACUAUUGCUCGCUCAGGGAUGGUUUAAUUAAAUGCAAUCAUUCAAAAUACUAUUCGUGUCGUAAUCGUAGCUCAUUUAACUAUAAUUUUCAUACUGAGACCGACGGAAUUAAAUUCAAAUACAUAACUCGUGCGAAGCAGAAUGGCGAGAGUAAAAAUACAAAAAUCCGUCUUCUAGAUAAUAUGAAUUUAGCUAACGAAGUUAAAUGCGUUUUUUUUUUUACUUCCCAGUUGAGGUAAUCGACGAAGAGAAUAUGGUGGAUGCUCAUAAACAGCAGGACGUUGUUGAAAGGUUAGUUUAUAAUUCACGCAACGUACUCAGUUUAUCGGCCGUUGAUCGACAUGGUUUUGUUUUUCCAAAAGCGAUUCAGUUAUUAUGUACGAUAAUAAGGGAUUCAAAACUAAUGCAAAUAUCGUUCUAUACUAAACUGACUACAAGCUUGCCUACCUGUUGGAAACGUUACUCUAUGACGUGUUCAGUGUUCGAUAACUUGACUAGGGUAAACAAGAAAACCAAAACCUUAAUAUUUCAAUGUUCAUUGUGUCACAUUCUUAUUUUGCAGAUUGUUGGUUAUUUAUUAAGUUGCUAAUUCUGCUAGAUAACAAUUCUGCUAGAUAACGAUUCUGCUCCUUCCAACUGCUACAACACUCUCCACUUUUAAAUCAUACCUAAACAUGAGACUUACCUUCGCCUGACUGUUACUAACUACACUCCUUACCUAUAGCUCACACUUAUUGAUGACGACUAACUAAUAUCUUCCAGGUCAUUCAUUUUGCCACUUCUCUCUUCUGUGCUUCUAUAGGUUUCCAUAAUUCCAUUCACCUUCCAUCUUUCUAUACUAUCUCAUCUAGUGGUGAGCACCGUGCAUGGGACCUAGUCUCGUUUGUGUUUCCGCCACGUUUGGCACCUAUAUAGUUACUAUUCUCCAUAUUCUUGUUCAAUAUAAUUAUCUGUGUAAGUUAUGUACAAUAUUAUCAAGUUAUCUUCGUGCCAAAUUAAAGCUGUUAAGUAAAAUAAAAAUAAAUAAAAUAGCUAUUCGUUGCCGAGGGCGAGGGUGCUAAUUCUGUUAUAAGAAGUGAAAUUCUACCUUUCCUAUGCGAUAGUAGCCUGCGUACUGUAUAGCUGGCGGUUUAAAGGGGUUGGGGUUGUUUUCCGAGCCUUGCCUUUCUAAUUUUCGUUGCCCACCGCCAGCUACGCAGGCUAAUGUGAUGGACGUCGGAAGGUUUUGUUUGUUAUUCACAUCACAAGAUUGUAUGUGCAUGCCCGAAUUCAAGACUGGGAUUUAUAUAUUUCAAUAGCUAAUACCUAGCAAUGCGUAACUUUGUAUUUCAAAACGCAAGUUCGAAUUCAUAUCUUGCAUGCAUUAACCGGCAAAUAGUGGAGACGUCCAAACUCUUGACGAAAAGGAAAAACAGUUAAUAGAAUCAACUUGUAUAGUGAUUUAUAAGAAUCAUGAAUGAUAUAUUGAUUUCGGGCGAGAGGUUUGCAUUGUUGUAUUUUUUAAGGGACCGGUCAUUAUUUAUGGGGGGCACCUAAGAGAAAAAGGGUUGGGUAAACAAGCAUGACUCGCUCAAAUAUGUAUCAACAGUCAUAUGUCAAUACAAUAUGUAAAUUAAUUUAAAGUCGCUAUCUUGAUCAUUUUCCAAUUGUCAGGAGGCAAAUGGUGUCUCCAAAGAAAUUACAUGUGCAGACAACAUGAACCUUUUAACCGCAGAAAAUUGCAUUAUCAAACUCUACAGAAGUGCUAUAAAGGACAUGUGUGACAACUGAAUGGUAUCGUAAAGCAUUUGGCCAGGGGUGGGUAUCUAUUUUUAAUUGAUAUUUGAGGUUGAGUAAAAAUGUUUUUGACAUUUUAAUGGUUGGAUCCGCAAAAGAAAAAUGUUGCCGUCCUCCACUUUCUUCCCUCAUAAAUAAUGACCGGUCCCUAAAAGCGAGCAUUGUCAUGCAGGACUACCAUGCAAUUUGUUAUUUUUAAGGAGACAUUUUAAUAUCCUCACUCGCUUGCUGAUGGGUGUAGGAGCAGAAUGCUUACGGAAGUAUUUCUUGACUAUACACCCAACCUGGAGCAACAAACCUUCUGACGCAAGUACCUUAAAAAAGGGCGUUCUUGAAUUACAAACGGAAGAAGAAACUAUAUUCAAUACUGGUAACAUUGAAAAGUGGGAUGUGUCGUUGCUUUUCCGUGUUCUACGAUUUUCUGCUGUGUCAUCAGUGGAACUUAAACUUAAUCCUGAUAAAAAGGUUGCAUUGUGUAGUAUUAGAGAGAUAAGGAACAAGAUCUUUGCACAUGCUGCCAAUGAAAAAGUUAAUGACAGCGAUUUCAAAAUGCUAUGGGGAGACCUAAAAUGUAAUCUACUAGUGAUUGGAGGGAGCGAAGAGGAUAUUAAUGAAACUUUAAUCGGUAAGACAGACAUGUGCUGUGCAUGAAAAUGCGAGUUAAACAACAACCUUGCAAGCCAGGUAGUUUAACUCCUUGCGAGGUUGGUUUAGCAUUAUUAGGAAAUUUCAUUCCAACUUAUGCCAAUCUUACCAGUAGUAUUAAUUCGUUUCAAAUAUUGUCCAUAGCAUAGGUUUAUAAACCUCCUGCCAUGGAGGCUAUUUUAUGUCAGAUAAUUAUUUUUGUAUUUACUCAAGAUAGUCCAGCGGAUAUGCACAGAUAUUUGAGAAAAUCAUGCACUUUGUGAAGAAAGCACCAAAAUCACAGGAAGUGUAGACUUUAACAUGAUAAUGAAUCUUAGAUAUGGAGGCAUCACCAACAUUGAUGCUGACGGCUUAAAAUUUAGGAUUUCUUAUAUUCUCUUAUUAAUCUCUUAUACAAUUAAAAAUUGUGAAAUUGCAGGUUCACAUAUAGCAAAAAUGACAUGCGUCAUUAGAAAGCUUACAAAAAACUGCAUAUAAGACAUUUAAGCAGUUACUUUGAUUUUCCAACUCCUCUGGAGUUAUGAGCGGUUGAAAAUAUGCUUUAGGGCUAGUGUCCAGGACUUUGGCGGGAUUUUUGCCUAUUUAUCACGUUUUUAAAUAGCAAUAUCUGGAAAACCGCUUGGAAAGUCAAUCAGCCGUUUAAAAGUCUUAUAUGUAGUUUUUUGUAAGCUUUCUAAUCAUGCAAGUCAUUUUUGCUAUACGUGAACCUGCAAUUUCACAAUUUUAACAGGAAUAGGGUUUAAUAAGAGAAUAUAAGAAAUCUUAAUUUUUUAGCCGUCAGCAUCAAUUUUGGUGAUGCCUCCAUAUCUAAGAUUCAUUAUCACGAUAAAGUCUACACUUCCUGUGAAUUGGGUGCUUUCUUCACAAAGUGCAUGAUUUUUUACUUUUCCGCUGUACUAAGAGGAAUGUCCAACGCAAUUUUCUUUUGCAAAAUUUAGCCCUUUGGUUACCGAGAUUUUUCACAAAUGUGAUGGGAUACCUACUUUAUACGUUGUUUGUUUAGACGAUACGGAGUUAGUAGCUGAGCAGUAUAAAGACUUGUUAUUUGAGGAAAUGUCCCGUCGAAGAUACGAAGUUGAAAAUAUUGGUAGUCAAAACGUUUUCAGAAAUGCCAGUGAAGAAACACCACUUCAAAACCAGCCAACUGUCCCGCUGUGGGACGAUUGGAUGAAAUUUCUUGAAUGCAUGAAUUCAUUCAAUUCUGUGCAAACUCAUUUUGUCCUUGUAGCUGAUGAGAUGACGCACAUCAAUUUACAAAAUUUCAAGGUGCUUUCUGCUAUUCCUUGGAAAAUGGUAAUCGAUUUUAACCCAAGUUCAGAGGACGAUGGAUUGUACAAAGCGUUUAGUAAUCAAAGUAAUCUUCAGCGAAUCUUGUCUCCAUUCACUCCCAGCGAAAUUAAAAAGGCUGGCUAUGAAGGCUUACCAAAACAGAUUGAUUCAAAGAGAACCCAAUGGCUAUUUGCUAACGGUCGAAAAGAAGACACCGAGGAUAGUAAACCCAGACCGUUUCCAGUUUGGCGUAAACAAUCGAAAAAACACAUUUCUUCGCUUUUUUACUGCUGUUCACAAAGUAAUAAGUUUGAUAAUCAGAAGUCCAUAAUUUGCCUUCUUCUUCCAACAUCCAAAUCAACGGAAUCAUUUAUGGAAGAAACUCUUAACCUCUUUUCUGAACAUUUCUCAGACUUUAACCCGACGUUUGUAUCCAUUGAUGGCAGCUACAAGAAGCUUGAUAUUUCUCCACGUAUUCGCGAGUUCCCGUUGUCAUCUGAAGUGCUCAAAAAUGGCCUGGAUAAUUUGUUUAAGCACAGUGAAAAUGCCGAGGGAUAUCAAGUUCCCGCCAGUCUUGCUGAAUUGCGUAUUUGUUUAUCUACAAGAGAGUAUAUUUACAUGGAAGAGCUCUUGGAAUUGUUUUACAUUGGAUGUCAAAAUGAGUUUAUUAAUUUGGAAGAUGAGGAGGAAGAUCAAAAAGAAAACGAAGAAGAACACCGGGUUUCGUUUUUAUCUGGGAACAUAAUUUCAUUUCUGAGCCUGUAUUUCAAUCAUGAUGCAAAACGUGAAGUGGAAAAAGAUAUUGAAAUACAUAUUUUACGUCUACUGAACCAAGCACUGAAACAUAGUGUGAUUGUGCAAAUAGCUCAUCCUCCCGGAACGGGUGGUUCGACCAUUACAAGGCGUGUUCUUUGGAACAUUCACAAAAAUUUUCCUUGUGCAUCUGUACGUUUGCCGAAUCAAUUUGAAUUUGAUGAAGAUCCAAAUUUUAUCGACGAGCUUUGCAAUCGAAUUGUAUUUUUGGAAGACAGAUGCAAUAUCCCACCAGUGAUUUUACUUGAUGGUCACCGUCAUUGGAGAGUCCAUGCCUUUAGUAAUCGAAUAGUUCGAACGCUGAAUAGUCGUGGAAAACAUGCUGUGGUACUGGAAUGCAUUCGUAGCGUGAAUUGCGAAAGUAAAUCGUUUAAGCAACCAAACGCAGAUAUUCACAAAGUUUUCGUUGUGGACGCGCGCUUGGAGAAUUCACCCGCUGAUCUGGAAGAGUUAAAAAAUAAGUACCAGCAAUCAAAUCGUUUUGCUCGUCGUGUUUUUCAUUUCCCUCUCUUAUCAAUGGUAGAAGAGUUCCGAGAGAAUUUAAUUCGGAUUGUUUCAACAAGUUUGGAUGAACUAAAUAACGUGGAGUAUGAAAUAGCUGCUUUUGUUGCGUUUUUGCAGCUUUACGGUGAAGUAUCUACACCAGCCCGUCUUUUGUAUGAAGCUUUUCAAUCACACUUAUCAAUAAGUGUAUGUGAACAGGUUACCUACGAAAGCGUCAAGAAUUGUUUCUCAAACAACUUGCUGAAUUUGAUGGUCAUUCAGAGGAAAACAGGCAGUAAAAUACGAAAAUCAAAAGAUAACGAUGGAUAUUUUCCCUCCUAUACUCUUCAGCAUCACGUCGUUGCUGAGCUUGUUUUUAAGAAGUAUCUUGAUGACAAGAAAAUUAAUUUGUACAAGUUCGUUUUGCACUUUCUCGAAUAUAAUAUAUCGAGCAUUGAAAAGUUUCUGGAUUUGUACUGUGAUAUUUUUCUUUUCAACAAAUUUGGCAACCGUGAUCUGAAAUUUUCAUUUCUUAUUGAGAAGUUGAGAAAUGACAACCAAGAGGAAGCGGCUAUUAUUUUGGAUAAAGCUGCUAAAAAAAUACCGGAUCCACGAGUAUAUGGUCACGCAGCACGUUUUUGUGCCAAGAUGAAGCCGCCUAGGUUUGAAAAGGCAGAAACACUGAUUGAAGCUGCAGUUAAACUAUCAGAAUCCAAAGGGAGGGUUAAAAGUAUUCAAGAUGGCAAAGGUGUGGUACUUUCCCUUGAGCUGAGACACAAAAUUCGUAAUAAAAAAGUAGAAUCAAUCGAGCAAUUAGAAGAGCUAGCUCAAAAGGCACUCACGGCGUUUAAUGCGGCGAGAGAUUUCCCUCCUACAUUCCAUUCUCCUUUGCUUGGAGAGGUAGAAGUUUGGCUGUCUUGUAUCCAGUGGAUUACAAACCAUUAUUGUUCAGGUGAUGCUGCUGAAGCUGUCAGAUUUAUUACCACGCAGUCACCACCGUUUUUUCGCACAUGUAUUGGAGAUUGCUUCACUCUCCUUGAUAUUGUUGACAACAUACAAGGAGCGUCGACGACUGUGUCUGAUCCCGAUGAAAUACGACUACGUUGGGACAGAGCUCGAGAAAACAUGAUCAAAGCAACUAGCUUCAAAAAUAGAAUACCUGCCGGUACGCAUGGUGGUGGUCGUUAUGAUCCGUUGUUCGGCGUUCAUUCGAAAAAGAGCUUGCCUGUAUUUACACCAAAGGAAUCCAAGCGUGUUAAGGCCAGAUUGUUGCUUUCAUCUUUUUACCAAGACCCUCGUUCUUUCCAGUCUGAAAAUAAGGAAGAUCUUGUGAGGUUUUUGGAAGAAAUGGUUGUGAUUGAGAGAGAUUAUUCAUUUGCUCGUCAUUUUUUUCAGUUAUGCUCCCAGAUUGUUGGGCCCAGGAGUUACACAUUAGAUCAAUGUUGGAAAGUCUGUCAAGUGUGGUUACAACAACCAGACAGCUUUGACCCGUUGAGGUACUACUACAGCAUGAUCAUCGCUUUUAUUCAAAUCUUAAAUGGGCUUGGACCAAGUGGAUAUUUUGCAGAGUUCAAAUAUCUGGUUCAAAAGCUGAAAGAAGAGUCGAGUAAUAACAGCAAAAGAAACCAGUCGAUGCAUUAUCUUCAAAAGCGAAAUGAUGCCAAUAGAAUGUCUCAAUUAAUUAGCCAUCAUGCCCUUAUUGGUGAUUCGGCAUACAAAACUGAUAGCGCUGAAGCUGUGAGACAUUUCUGGACAGUCGAAUCUCGUCGAAGGUUAAUGGAGUGCACUGGCCGACUUCGCGUUAAAUUACGGGGCAACAAGGAAGUCGCGACUAUUGAACUUUUGGAAGGAGGCGUUGAACUGUAUGUUGGGAAAUCUGCUGAAACUGGAACGCCAGGAAGAGACUUUGACAAAGACGCUAAAGUAUAUUUUGUUGUGAGCUUCACGUUGAGAGGACCCGUGGCAAAUGGGAUAACUUUCCAGUCAAUGAAACCAACCUAAAAUUCUCACCAAUAAAUGACCUUAUCCAUAUUUAAACGAAUGUUUAAGCACUGAAUUUGAUGAAAUUAAUUAAAGGAGUUUGACCAUCAACAGAUUCUAUGGGCGACAGCUUCUUAGUAACUAUUAACUGCAUUCUGCAUUUUAACUUUGAAACUUCGAGGGAAGGAGGAGGGAAGGCGUCAACCUGUCCGUUAUACCAGGGCGCUAUAAAACACGGGCGGGGAAACGCGCUAAUAAAUGACCGUGCUACGUGUGAUGCACAUUAGGAUUGGCGCGAGCGCGC
Molecule: messenger RNA, 9676 nt
Organism: Paramuricea clavata
Lineage: Eukaryota; Metazoa; Cnidaria; Anthozoa; Malacalcyonacea; Plexauridae
Source: the annotation of a GenBank genome assembly